GCCAAUAUCCCGCUGCCAUCUGUCAUUCAUUAACGAUAUGUGCAUCAGUGGGAGCCGCGUGUGCUCGCUUAGCGCUGGAGAGGAACGCACCUCCUCUACAUGUACACAUUGUGCCCUUGAUGUAAUCAUCUGGGAAGGGAACAGCCACGCAGCGCUUUGCUUUUUUUCGAUUUAAAAAGUAUUUAAAAAAAUAAGCUUUUAUCAAACAAUCUUGAAGACCUGUUGGUGAAAACGCGUGUGAAAGGAGGGAUGUAUACAGAGAGGGGACUCCGCAUUUCGAAUUCUAUGACUGAAUAAUAAUGUAGCUAAGAUGACUGCCAUGACAAUUCAAUGAGAGGAGAGAACGCCAAGUGAAGUAUCCCCCCCGCUUACUGGAACGGAGACGAGUGCUCAAGUUACAGAGGAGAGGAAGAAGACGGAGAAGAGGAGUAAAAAUAAGAAGGGAUAAGAAGAGAGGGAGAGGCGGAUAAAGGAGGGCAGGGGAGAAGUGUGAAGGAUAAACGGUGGAUGGAGGCGGCUCGGACCGGGGCUACGGAGCGCUCUUCACCGACGAAGAAGAACAGCGGCAGCAAGGGGGAGAAGCGAUGGAGGCAAAAGGCAGAAACAUGCCCUCAGAUAUUAGUUUCCUUCCCCGUCCAGCAUUGGUGUGGUGCGAGCGGGGCAUCCAGGUGCUGCUGACCACCAUGGGAGCGUUUGCGGCCUUCGCCCUCAUGACAGUGGCCAUCGGUACAGACUACUGGCUGUACGCCCGUGCCUUCAUCUGCAACAGCACGGCUAACUCGUCCCAGGAGGACUCAAACAACAAGGACAAGAAAGACCCUGGGGCACUCACCCACUCUGGCCUCUGGAGGAUCUGCUGCCUGGAAGGUUUGAAGCGAGGUGUGUGUUCCCAGAUAGAUCAUUUCCCAGACGAUGCAGACUACGACCAAGAUUCUGCAGAGUAUCUGCUGCGUGUAGUGCGUGCCUCAAGCAUCUUCCCCAUCCUGAGCGCCAUAUUGCUUCUGCUGGGGGGAGUGUGUGUUGCUUCCAGCGGCUUCUACAAGAGCAAAAGAAACAUAAUUCUAGGCGGAGGGAUUCUCUUUGUAGCUGCAGGCCUAAGCAAUAUCAUUGGAGUGAUCGUAUACAUCUCAGCAGCACUGAGCGACAUCUCCCCAAAGAAGGAUGAAGACAAGAAGUGGCACUACUCCUACGGCUGGUCUUUCUACUUUGGCGGCCUGUCCUUCAUCCUGGCUGAGAUGGUGGGUGUCCUCGCUGUGAACAUCUACAUUGAGAAGAACAAGGAGCUGCGCUGCAGAUCUCGCAGCGACCUUUUCAAGAGCACCACUCACGCAGUUUUGCGACUGCCCAGUUAUCGUUUCAGACGGCGCUCUCGCUCCAGCUCUCGCUCGACAGACCCCCCACGCUCACAGGAGACCUCGCCCAUUGGCACAUCCAAGACCUUCAGCCUGCCUCCCUCUGCUCCACCCUUCUCUGUGGCCACUCUGCCCAACCCGCACCACACCAGCAGCAGUGGAAGUGGAGGUGGCGGCGACAUCUCCAUGUACACCCUGUCUAGGGACUCCAAGCUUGGCAGCCUAGGAGGUGGAGCCCCACCUCUAUAUGGCACGGUGGAUCGCGCCACCUUGUACCAGCUCCACAACUACUUCCCAAAGGAUUCCAGUGGCAGUGGAGGAGGAGGAGGGGCAGUGAUAAGCAGCGGUACACUCCCAUCCCACUCCAAGUCCAACUUGGCGGCGGCAGCAGCUGUAGCCCAGAAUGCAGCACCACUGAAUACCUCCACAUCCUCCACCACACCAGCCCAGACAGCUCCGAUAUCAACAGCCACCAUGGAGAGGGACAGGGGCAACAUGGGAACCCUGGACCGACUGACGGCCAAAAGGGACAGGGAUAGCAACUCAGAUACACUCAACAGGAAGACUACGCCAGUUUAAAAAUAAACCUCAAAGUUGAGGAAUACAUUAGAUGAGAUGUUAGAGGUGUUUGAGGUGAAAGAGGGAGAGUAGGGCUGAAAAUGUGUAGGUGUCACUUCAACUGUAACGUUGCGGUCCUUGAGCCUGGGGUAUCAAACUGCCAUAAUUACUUACCAAUAUCAUAAUCAGUCAUAUAAGACCUGACAUUAUAAGACAACUUCUAGACAACUGCUAAAAUGGUCAUGACUUAAGGUGCAAAACCUUGUUUGUCAGAUAAUUAUACAGCAAUGGUGCAGUGGAGGCUUCAGUAAAAAGGAAGUUUCAUUGUUUUACAAAGUCACUCAUACACAACUGGGAUGUUCCCACUUACACCAGUGUCCCGGUGCAGCAGUUGGGGGUAAGUGCCUUGCUGAGUAGGUAGGGAAGCAUAGUAGUUAUCUAUUUUUCUCCGCUUAUACGUUGAAUCCGCUGCAGUUGGAAUUCAAACUACAACUCAAACAAGAGGACCCGGUAACGCUUUGGUGUUGUGAUGCAUAAGGCGCAAGCAAGUCUGUUUAAACUGAACUGAAUCAAAUUUAAGGGUUAGGGUAAGAGUUUUUUCCCAUCUAGAUGUUCAGUUUAGUCCUGCAGACCACCAAGUCAAUGCUUUCUGGUAUUAUUUCUGGUAUACUUCUAAAAUAAUCCUAAAUAAUAAAAGCACAGUGUGGCCAGAUAGCUCAAGCCACACUUUUCUGUCACAUUCCUGUUUUAAGAAGAACAGAGAGCCACAGACGGUACAUUCAGCCAAGUAACAAACUGCUCAGUGUUGACUUGAUCCAAUUCAAGGUCAACAGUAGCUACUUAACCUCUAGUCCCAAGAGUAGGACAUAGCCAUAUCGAACCUACUGACCCUCAUACAUGCACACACAAGAAGAGGCUGACACACUGUGAGCCUGUUUAUUUUUCAUUAUACCUCAAAGUAAUUACAGAUGGGCAUUCUCCACACUCCAAGAGAAAGGCACCGCCAUAGACUUCUACACUCCCGCUGUAUGCCUCCAUUACACCACUGCCAGUUGUCCAUCUGAACAAGUAACUUCAUUUGACAAUGAUUUUCUUGAGUCUUUGAUUAAACUUGUCAAGUAUUCGCUGAACUCUGGCCUAAUUGAAGUAGACUGCUCUUAUUGUUUCUGUACUAGUUUCUGGUUCACUUCACAAUAGGAAUUGCGUCAACAACUUACUGCAAGUUGUCGUCUUGCCUGAACAUCCUUUUGUUUGCAAAAAGUGAAAGAUGUUUUCUUUGCAUAUAUUAAUUGGAGCACAGCUACAACAGAAAUGUUUCGCAAACAGUUAAAUAUGUUGCAAGACAUUACUUUUUUUUUAAAGAUACAUGUGUUUCAGCUUUUGAUUGGGAAAAUGGCCGUAGAAAGAAAUAGAAAUGUUGCUAAAUGCUCCUUCAUUGUCAAUGGCUGUACUUGUCAAGAUGGACUUCUACGAGUGAUUUGUGAUGUUUAAUUGCAAAAAUGUAUUUCAGGCUUUGUGUGACUGUUUAUGGAAACGUUUUGAUACCGAAGACUACAAGGCAGCAUCAGUUGAGUGUUCCUGCGAAGGGAUUGCAACCACAGGCAACUGGGUGGGGGCCAAUUCAGUUUACACUCAGGGGAUGGAGUUUAAGUUAGAACUUAGCUAAACAUUUUAAAUUCUGUUACGCUAAUAUAAAAUAUAUCAACCAUAUUAUCAAACCAAGUUCCUAUCUUAAACUAUAACACAAGCACAUUAUGGAUUAGUUAAAAGCUUAUAAAUGAUCUCUAUAAAAAAAUCUAGCUAAACAUGCACUUUUUGUGCACAGCAUAUAUUUUAGAGGCUUUAAGGAGAAAAAAAAAACCAUUUGUAACAGAUGUAUUGCGUGACAUUUUGAAUUGAAACCCUUCACAUGUCAAGAAUCUGACUUUUAAACUAACACACCGAACUCUGAAUGCACCUUUGGACCAGUUGCGUUGGCAAGUUGAAUUCAACCCUGUUGAAGACAAGUUGGAGGAGGAGGGAAAGAGAAAAGAGCAAAUCUGCUAGCUUCAGUUCCCCUUCCUUCCAGCUCUCUUUUAGCUAUAACUAUAUACUAUUUGACAAACUAGAAAAUUAAAUGUAUUAUGUAUUAUCAAUCCAUUGACUUCAACAAAAGCACAUAAUGUCUGUAAAUGGUAAUCCUUUGGUUGUCUUUUCAUUCUGAGUGAUUGAUUAUCAUCUCUCGGUUUAAUGAGAUUGUAACUCCUUGAGUAUUAAUAUCACGUUGCUGGUGUUUCUAUGAUCGUAAUGGUUAUUGCAGGGUAUUUAUACAUUUUGAAAUAUUUUCUUUUUGUAAUUUUUUUAUAUUCCUGUUUUGACUUUUCUUUACAUUGCUUAUGUACACUAAAUUCAGUGGUGUUACGUGGAACGCAUGUGCACAAAGUGAGAGGGUGAUCAUGUGUAAAUUCAUCUUUAAAUCAUAUUGUUUUUUAUCAUUUCAUCACAUUUAUUUGUAUAGAGAGAGUUGACUGAGCGUGCAUGCUCUUUUUCAGCAACACUCUGCAUCACCUCACAUUUACUUUCACAUUUUCACUGGCAACCGCCAAGUAGUUGCUGGUUAUUGAGUGGCUUCCCUGGAACAACUGGGCGCUACCUGCCUUGCUCAUGGGUAAAUUGCUAGUUGUUAUGUACUGUGAAUGUUAUGUUGUGUUUUAUUGUUGGAAAAUCCUUCCCUUACUUCGUUUUCACAAGUCAUUUGUCUUUAUGACUUUCAUUUUCUAUAUAUAUAUAUAUAUAUAUUAUUUUUUAUCAUGUACUCUUAAUCUUUCUGUCCGUACUUUAUUUUUUAUUUGAUAUUUGAUCUUCUUUUUUUUCAACUUUACCCUCUUUCAUCAACAUUGAGAUUAAUUUCCUAACAGGCUUUUGUUCUCUUUUUUUUCUCUAAACAUUACCAACGUAGCCUAAUAAUCAGUGUUUUUUAAUGUUCUGACAAGUGUAUAAGUGUUGACGAUAGAAUUUAUAUUAAUCUACUUAUUUUAGUGGUGGUAUGUAUUGAUAUUCUUAAUGUUAUAUUGUUUCAGAGUUCCUAAACCUGUAACUUUGGGGUAUAAAGGCUUCACGCCUGCCUGUGACAUAUUGUCAGUAGCCUAAGUGCUGGGACAGUGGGCUAAAUGUGGUCUGUGUUGCUGUUGUCAGUGGUAUUUACAUGAUUAACAAUUGAGAACAACAAAAUGCAUCAGCAUGAUGCUUCUGAGAUAUGUGAAAUGUAAUAAUAAUAAUAAUAAUAAUAAUUUAAACUUAUAUAGCGCCUUUCAUGGUACCCAAGGUCGCUUUACAAAUAGGGAAAUCACUCAAUGCGUCCAAAUCCUUUUUAUUACCUUUUGUAAAGAAUGUUUAAAAGCGGACAUUCUGUUUCUUUGUUUUAAGUUCAUAUCCUGAUGUGAAAAAAAGCCAUUUAAAAAGCCACCGGCUCCUUUUCCCAACACUUUGGCCACUGACAAGAGUCAGACCUGAAACUCUUUGAAUGGAGAACUGGUAUAUUUCAAUCAGCAGACUAAUACAUUUAAAGGACCAUAAGGAAAAGGGGAAGCAAUACAAUAUACUGAUCCUCGCUGGUAAAAACAAAAAAUAUAAGAGGUAUAUAUACAUAUAUAAAAAUAUAUAGAUAUAUUCAUUAAAGUUCUAUAUGAAAUUGUGGUUUUGUCAAGUGAAUUAUUGAGAGGAAAAAAACAAUGAAAUACAGUUUUGAUUUUUUAAUUUAACAUCAACUCCAAGGUGUCUGUCUACCAAGCAGACCCAUAUGACCAUUACAAGAACCAUUCAAUAAUAAUCUGGUCUGUCAAAUACAGU
This is a messenger RNA of Eleginops maclovinus (Patagonian blennie), 5738 nucleotides long. Its product is annotated as voltage-dependent calcium channel gamma-4 subunit-like. Gene Ontology annotation, biological process: calcium ion transport; positive regulation of synaptic transmission, glutamatergic; neurotransmitter receptor internalization. Gene Ontology annotation, cellular component: AMPA glutamate receptor complex; postsynaptic density membrane. The transcript has 7 exons. The coding region runs from base 585 to 1931 and encodes 448 amino acids. The record is from RefSeq and is a predicted model, not a curated record. NCBI's taxonomy places the organism in Eukaryota, Metazoa, Chordata, Actinopteri, Perciformes, Eleginopidae. Gene Ontology annotation, molecular function: voltage-gated calcium channel activity; channel regulator activity.